ACCUCUUGGAUUCAAUACAUUGUGUAAAGCAUUUGUAUUAUUUUGAACUGUUAAUAUGUUCUUGUAAAGUCUCAUUUAUUCCAAGCGUCAUCACCAGGAGAUGAGAACACAAUAUCCCAAAAUGCCCUGUAAUGAAGACGUCACAUAAAAAUGGCGGCCUCAAACGUUAACAUGGAAACUGUAAAAAAGUUACUCGAGGAGAGUCUUGGAAAACUCGGAUUUGAAGUGUACACCUUGAAGGUGGGUUGGUACAACUCUGUGUUGCCCGCCAAGCUGCACCUACCUUACGCGGAUGACAGCUUGGCCGUGUUGAUCCUCAGCACUCCCUCCAUGUUCGAGGAAGCCUUCCUUCCCUUCAUGAAGGAGAGAGGAUGCCAAGGACUCUCUGACCCCAUUGACCAGUGUGUCAAACACUGUGUCACCUCUGCUGUCUCUCAGAGCUUUGCUGGACAGAAGGUUGACGUGAGGUACGACUACGAGCUGCUACCCAGCAGGAAGCCCAAAUUCUUAGCGCAGACUGCCGCACACGUGUCAGGAGCGGCUUUCUACUACCAGCAGUCUGACGUCAGCGACCAACCCUGGGCUAACAAAAAAAUGUUCGGUGUGUGCGUGCAUCCCAAAUUGGGAGGCUGGUUCGCCAUCAGAGCUCUGCUGGUUUUCCAAGACGUCCAUAUGGACCCGGAGGAGGUCCAGCCUGACCCUCCGGACUGUGUGCCUACCAGGGAGGCCAGGAUUCAUUUACUGGAGGAUUUCAACUUGCGGUGGCAGGACUGGAGCUACAGGAACAUCAUUACUCCUUCGCAGACUUACUCCCAGAAACAAAGGGACUAUUUCUCCACGCCACCUGCCCAGCGACAUGCUCUUCUCAGGAGUUGGGGUCUCCUGCCUGAGUCGGACGACGUGCCCUCUCACAGCCCGGGGGAACACGCUCAGGUGAAUGGACACGGCUGAGAUGGAAAGGUGCUGUAUUUGUAUUCUAGCUUUGUUCAUCAAGGCUAAGACAGACUCACACUAGCAAAAACGGCUUCUCGUCAUUGGAUGCCUUUAUAUAUAUUUUUUAAAUUUCGGGGAGUAAUAUUAAGCUGUUUUUACAUGGAUGAUGUAGUCAUGCGGUAGUGGUUUUUAAAACGAUAUAUUGGAAAAAUAGCUGCAUACCGUAGUCGUGGUUAGUACAUCUGCCUUUGGGUUGUGAACUUUUGGGUGUGAAUCUGGCCUCUGGCAUCCCGUGUGGCGUUUGCUUGUUCUCCCUCUGCUUGAGUGGGUUUUCUCCAGUUUUAUUGCACAUCUUAAAACAUGCAUGUUAGCUCAUGUUAGGUUGCAAGUGCAAAGGCUUGAGAGAGCUUCUUGUUUAUACGUAUUUAACAUUCUUUCAAUGCUGGCGCGACUUUAAUUUAUUGGUGUUUGUGGGUCAUAUUUUGUCGUAAUUUCAGUCCAGAGCGUGACAUUCAUCUCCAUGGAUGUAAUUGUCUUGCUAUGGAUGAAAAGAAAUGGACAUCUUCAAAAUAAAUCUGUACAUUAAAGUGCUUGGUGAUUGAUUUAUUCUUAAUUUGCUCUUACUUGGG
Hippocampus comes (tiger tail seahorse) is the source of this 1562-nucleotide messenger RNA. RefSeq names its product metabolism of cobalamin associated C (gene mmachc). The record is from RefSeq and is a predicted model, not a curated record. Gene Ontology annotation, molecular function: cyanocobalamin reductase (cyanide-eliminating) (NADP+) activity; FAD binding; demethylase activity. NCBI's taxonomy places the organism in Eukaryota, Metazoa, Chordata, Actinopteri, Syngnathiformes, Syngnathidae. Gene Ontology annotation, biological process: cobalamin metabolic process. Bases 151 to 951 code for a protein of 266 amino acids. The transcript is spliced from 5 exons. Gene Ontology annotation, cellular component: cytoplasm.